Molecule: messenger RNA, 3889 nt
Organism: Mugil cephalus (flathead mullet)
Lineage: Eukaryota; Metazoa; Chordata; Actinopteri; Mugiliformes; Mugilidae
Gene: nckap1l
Product: NCK associated protein 1 like
Exons: 31
Coding region: 94-3465 (1123 amino acids)
Biological process (GO): cell morphogenesis; cell migration; cortical actin cytoskeleton organization
Cellular component (GO): SCAR complex
Source: RefSeq, a predicted model, not a curated record
CUCUGGGUGCACUUGCUUCCGUGGGUUCUGCUGCUACGCAGGACCAGGAGGCCAAGGUUCGAACGGAGAGAGAGGCGUAGAGUGUCCGGAGCCAUGGACUACCAACAGAAACUGGCUGAAAAACUCACCAUCCUCAAUGAGAGAGGCAAUGGGGUGCUGAUACGCAUGAACUACAUUAAGAAGACAUGUGCAGACCCCAAGCUGCGUCCAUCCGUCCUCACAGAGAAAGCCAUGGAAUCUGCCAUCAAAUACAUCAACAAGAAAUUCCCCAACAUUGACUUCAGAGGAAACAUUCAAAAUCUCACCAACAUCCAGCGACAGAAAUCUGAAGUGAUGACGGCAACGUCCAGCUACUACGACUCUUUCCUGGAUGUCAUAGAGUUCAGGGACCAUGUUUAUGAGUUGCUGAACACCAUAGACGCCUGUCAGUGCUUCCUUGAUAUAACAGUCAACUUUGACUUCACCAAAAGCUACUUGGAUCUGAUCAUCACCUACGCAUCCGUUAUCGUGACGCUGUCUCGCAUUGAUGACAAGAAGGCUCUGGUGGGGAUGUUCAACUGCGCCCACGAGAUGACCAACGGGAGCAGUGACCCCUCCUACCCGAGGCUUGGCCAGAUGUUUUUGGAGUAUGAGCAUCCCUGGAAGAAGCUCACCGAGGAGUUUGGCCCCCACACAAGGUCUGUAACAGCAGCGUUGCUUUCCCUGAAGAUGGUGUACCCACGCAGGAACCUGCCAGCAGAGCAGUGGCGGAGCGCCCAGCUCCUCAGCUUGCUCAGCGCUCCAGCUGCCAUGAUGGAUCCAGCCUGCUGCGAAACUAUGGCGUGUGAAUACCUGUCUAUGGAGGUGGUGGAGCGUUGGAUCAUAAUCGGUUUCCUGCUGUGCCACAGCAGCCUGAACUCAAACCAGGCCUCUCAGGACUUGUGGAAGAUGGCCCUGAGGAGCGGCCUCUACCUCGUCCUCACCAGAGACGAAGUCCUCAACAUACACAAGGUUACCGAGGACCUCUUCGACAGCUUCAAAGGGUACAGCAAGCGAAUCGCAGACAUCAAGGAAUGCCGUGAGCACGUUAUAGUGAACUGCGGAGCUAUGCACAGAGAGAGGAGGCAGUUUCUGAGAGGAGCGAUGAAGGAAUUAUUUAAAGUUCUGGAGGAUCAACCGGGACUCCUGGGACCAAAGGCCCUGUUUGUCUUCAUGGCACUGUCAUUUUGCCGCGAUGAGGUCCUAUGGCUCGUCAGACACUCUGAAAAUAUGCCAAAGAUAAAGACGCCGGAGGACUACGUUGACAAUCAGAUGGCUGAGUUGCUGUACUACAUUCAGAAGUUAAGAGGUCUGGUGAGAAAGCACGUCCACGUGAUACAGCGCUACCACAUUCAGUACCUGGCCCAGUUCGAUGCCUUGGUUCUCAAUGACACCAUACAGAACAUGUACGUGUGUCCAGAGGAGGAGUCAGUCCUGUUGACCUCAUUUGUCUCUACUCUGUCUGCUCUCUCAAUCAAACAAGUGGACAACAAAGAGGAGUUUGAUUUCGGGGCUCUGAGACUGGACUGGCUAAGGCUGCAGGCCUACACGAGUGUGAAUAAGGCCCCACUUCCCCUGAAGGAGUAUCCUGACCUGGCGAAGGUGAUGAACAUGACCGAGUUUCACACCAGGAUGGUGGACAGUCUGGAAGAGAUGAUGCAGGAGACGUCGGAAGUGUCAAUCUUCUGCUUCUAUCCACGUGUCUUUGAGAAGAUGUUCACCCAGAGCAGCGAGGAGAUGACCAUGAAGCGUUACCUCAUGGCCUUCCCUUCAGUCUGCUCCCACUUCAGUCAGUGUGGACAUCUUCUCUGCCCAGAAGAGAUGGACGCGAUGGAGAAGAAGAGUCUGCGCCUGUGUGUGACCUUCUUGGAGCAGAUAGCCAAGCAGACCAGCAGCGUAGUGCUGGAGAUAUGCGCCGAGCAGCGUAACCUCAACGAUCAGCUGCUGCCUAAGCACUGUGCCGAGACCAUCAGCGCUGCUCGCUACAGAAAGCAAAAGAAGCCGGUGCCAAAGAAAGGAGAGGUCCAGAAAGAGAAGCCAGGCGCUGAGAGUCUGAGGAAAGACCGGACCAUCGCCACCAAUGUGGACAAGAUGCACCUGAUGCUGACAGAGCUCUGCUCCACCUACAGCCUCUGCACCGACUUCAUUGUCUUCGAGCACAUCGUCGUCCCCACCGAGUUCCUCCUCUCUCACCUGGAGUUGCGACUCUCUGAGAUCAUCGUGAGAAUGGCCAAUUACAACCAGACCACCCAGGAGAUCGCUCGUCCCUCUGACCUCCUGGCCGGGAUAAGAGCCUACACAUCCAAUCUGCACAGCCUGUCCAGUUACAUCAACGUGGACGUCACCCGGCUGGUGAAGAGCGUCCUGCUGCAGCAGACGCAGCCACUGGACUCCCACGGGGGGCCGACCAUUACCACCCUCUACACGAACUGGUACCUGGAGGCUCUUUUACGUCAGGCGAGCAACUCCCUCAUCGUCCAUUGUCCUACCAUGCAAUGCUUUGUCAGCCAGACUACUGAAAGUGAACCAAGCUUCAGAGCAGAGGAAUUCUCAGAUGUACUGGAGCUUCAGGCACUGUCAGAACUACUUGGUCCAUAUGGCCUGAAGUUUCUCAGCGAGAAUCUGAUGUGGCACAUCACCUCUCAAGUCACGGAGCUGAAGAAAAUGGUGAUUGAGAACAUGGACGUCCUGGUGCAGAUGAAGAACAACUUCGAUAAGCCUGAAGAAAUGGCCAGUCUUAGAAAGAGGCUGACAGGGGGAGAGAACGUGCUGAAGAGGAUGACCAUCAUCGGAGUGAUCCUGUCCUUCAGAUCAAUGGCACAGGAGUCUCUGAAAGAGACCCUCCAUAAGCAUUGCCCAUACCUGAUGGGGCCGAUUGAGUGCCUGAGAGACUUUAUCUCCCCUGAAGUUGACAUACAGGUGACUCUGAGCGUCUAUGAGCUGGCUACUGCUGCGGGCCUCACGUGUGAUAUCGACCCUGCCCUUGUUGCUGCUAUUAGAAGCAUGCACACAGAUAACACAUCCAUUGACGAGGAGCACAAGCUGUCCUGUUUGCUGCUUGUCUACAUCGCUGUUUCCCUGCCUUCCUUGGCCCUGGACUCCAACUCCUUCUACAGCCGAGAGCAUGGAGGCCACAAUAACAACAUCCACUGUUUAGCUACCGGCAUCAACCAGCUGGCAGCUGCCAUGUUCACCGUUCAGAACAAGAACAUAGAGCAGCAGCUCAAAGAGUUUCUCAAGCUGGCCUCCACCACUCUGCUCCAGUUGGGACAAAAUGCGGAGAGAAUCGAGAGCAAAAACCGAGAGUCCGUCUACCUGCUUCUGCACUUGAUUGUGGAGGAGUCCCCGUACUUGAGCCAAGACAUUCUGGAGAGCUGCUUCCCGUAUGUUCUGCUCCGAAACUCCUACAGGGAGGUGUACAGGUCCUUUGUCGUCACUAUGGGCUGAUCAGAGUCUUAAGAGAAAAUGUAUUCAAACUUUAUUUACCCAGAAGAGUUUUUGAAUGGACAUGCAUGCUUUUGUUUUUAAUGCUUAUCAGCCUCUGAUUCAUACAGAUCUGCUCUCAGGUUAAAUGUGGCCUUGGACAUUUAGCUCAGUUAAUGUUGAGUCCUGUGAGUCACCGCCCAUUUUAAAAGACCUUGCUUUCAUGAUGACUGUUUACCAGCAUUAUGUGUCUUAACAACUGCUCCAGUAUUACUAAUAUCAGCUUUAAUCAAUAGGUUGUUCUUUAAGUUAACCUUUCAUACUUUCAGACACAGUGACACAGAGGAAACAUGCUUUUAAAAUGGAACCACAUCCAGUUUUGAACAGGCUGUUGUGUAAAUAGUUGGUGUGUAACACUUCGGAGAAUAAAAAUGACAUUAAUGCCCUU